AAGUUCGCUUCGCAUUGGUGUGGAUCGGUGUGUAUCGGUAUAUAUCUCGAUGCACGAGCAGUUCGUGAGAAGGAUAGAUCGCUCUUGAGAGUUUUCAUUCGAAAGCAAAGUAUUUGAACACCGUUUGCAAAUCCGUUCGCCUGUUCGUUCGUCAAUUGUUUUCAUAUAUGGCUUCAUAUUCAUAUAUGUCUUCAUUUGAAGAACUGGAACAAUUGGAUAGCGGCAUGGGCAGUAGCGACGCACAUUCUCCCGAAGUGAAAUCUCUUCUUCCCGACGGCGAGGAUGACGAAGAGGAUGAAAGUCUCGUGGAGAGGCUAGUAGGGCUCACAGAAAUGUUUCCAGAGGAAGUACGUAAUUUUGGAUACAACGUUGGGACUUGUUUGCACGCUUGUAUGGAAGGGCUCUAUGGAUUUUCCUGCUCAGCAGCAUGGUUGUUCUUCAGCUCAUCGGCUAUUCUAUUCGCCCCUAUACUAUUCGAAAUGGAGAGAGCUCAAAUGGAAGAGGUGCAACGUACACAACAGAAACAAGUUCUGUUGGGACCUAAUACAGCUAUGUCAAACAUGAAUGCCUCAAGUCUCCCAAUGGCUCCACCUGUGCAACGAUAAUAGCGAUAUUAACAUUGUAUUCAGUUUGCCACAACUCGAACGUUUUGUUCGUCAUUUAUAUUUAUUAGAGUAACAAUUCCACCAUAUUUUAACCUUUCACCGAAAUGCACACAUGUAUGGGACAUUGUAUCUUCUUCAUUAGGGAUCAUGAAUGAAAUGUAAAAUUUCAGCUGACUAAACGGUUCAUUCGUAAUUAAUCGUUCUGCUAGAUUUUUGUUGUUCUUCACUCCUUUCAGGAAGGAUACUAUGUUUUACCAAAACGCAUUUAUUGAUUUGUUCUCCCGGCAUUUACACGAAAAGGGAAUCUGAAUAUUCGUUACCGAGUAACUAAAAUUAUAUCAUUCGAGUAUUUGUAUAAUUUAUUGUUGCUAAAUGUAAUUGUUAAAUCGGAUCGUCGUGUACGGUCCUAGUAUAUUAUCCGUUACUGUAAUACGCAAAGUCAAAAUAAACUUACAGCGAAUACAAUGUUUAAUUGCUAGGUUUUUAAGUUUGUAGUCGGUCUUAAUAAAUUGAUUUUAUUUAUA
Hylaeus volcanicus is the source of this 1129-nucleotide messenger RNA. RefSeq names its product mitochondrial import receptor subunit TOM22 homolog (gene mge). Gene Ontology annotation, biological process: intracellular protein transport. The transcript has 3 exons. The record is from RefSeq and is a predicted model, not a curated record. Bases 168 to 605 code for a protein of 145 amino acids. Gene Ontology annotation, cellular component: mitochondrial outer membrane. NCBI's taxonomy places the organism in Eukaryota, Metazoa, Arthropoda, Insecta, Hymenoptera, Colletidae.